UUAUUAAAUAAAAGCCAGAACAAAGAUUGUUGUUAAUCUUAUACAAAGUGGGAAAAACACUAUCUGCACUUCCUCAAUCUGUGUUGGGUCUGGGUGUGGUCGGUUUGCGGUGAGACCACAAAUACCCGAUAUUUGGUGAGCGGUUGCAUUGGACGCUAAUGCUUUAUUGUGGCUGGCUGGAAGUAAUCGCGAAUGGCCACUGUCACUCCGCUCUUACAGCUCUCCUCAAUUGUCGCUAAUGGCGGUUAUGUCCAGAGAAGUGAAUUUGGGUUUAUGGGUUCUUCAUCGUCGAGGACCCAUCAUCUCUGCUCCAAGCCAAAAGGGUCUUCUCUUAUCAGAUGCCAAUCAACUAGUACAAAGGAGCAGAAAACAAAAAGGAAUCUUUUAGACAAUGCUAGCAACUUUCUUACCAAUUUGUUAAGUGGGGGGAGUCUAGGCUCUAUGCCUAUCGCAGAAGGUGCCGUCACUGAUUUGAUUGGUCGGCCCCUCUUCUUCUCACUGUAUGAUUGGUUCCUAGAGCAUGGCUCUGUCUAUAAACUUGCUUUUGGACCGAAAUCAUUUGUUGUUGUAUCCGACCCUAUUGUUGCAAGGCAUAUCCUCCGCGAAAAUUCAUUUUCUUUUGACAAGGGAAUCCUUGCUGAUAUUCUGGAGCCAAUAAUGGGGAAAGGACUUAUACCUGCUGAUCUUGACACAUGGAAGCAAAGAAGGAGAGUAAUUGCUCCUGCGUUCCAUGCCUUAUACUUGGAAGUUAUGGUUAAAGUAUUUACGGACUGCUCACAAAGAUCAAUUUUGAAGUUUGAGAAGUUACUAGAGGCCAACGACUUGCAUGGGGAAAUGGCAAUUGAGUUGGAUCUUGAAGCGGAGUUUUCAAAUUUGGCUCUUGACAUUAUUGGGCUUGGUGUCUUCAACUAUGACUUUGGUUCUGUUACAAAAGAGUCUCCUGUGAUAAAGGCAGUGUAUGGUACUCUUUUUGAAGCGGAGCAUAGGUCAACUUUCUACAUUCCUUAUUGGAAAAUUCCGUUGGCAAAGUGGAUAGUACCAAGGCAACGGAAAUUCCAGAAAGACCUUAAAGUUAUCAAUGACUGUCUUGAUGGGCUCAUCAGAAAUGCAAAAGAGACAAGACAGGAAACUGAUGUUGAGAAACUGCAGCAGAGGGACUACUUGAAUCUGAAGGAUGCAAGUCUUUUGCGCUUUUUAGUUGAUAUGCGGGGAGCUGAUGUUGAUGACGGUCAGCUAAGGGAUGACCUGAUGACAAUGCUUAUUGCUGGCCAUGAGACAACAGCCGCUGUCCUUACUUGGGCUGUUUUUCUUCUCGCUCAGAAUCCCUCCAAAAUGAAGAAAGCACAAGCAGAGAUCGAUUCAGUGCUGGGUCAGGAGAGGCCAACUUUUGAAUCACUUAAAAAAUUGGAGUACAUAAGACUUAUUGCUGUAGAGUCUCUUCGUUUGUAUCCUCAGCCUCCUCUGCUCAUUAGACGUGCCCUCAAAUCAGAUAAUCUACCAGGAGGUUACAAAGGUAACAAAGACGGUUAUUCAAUUCCAGCAGGGACUGAUAUAUUCAUUUCUGUAUAUAACCUCCAUAGAUCUCCUUACUUCUGGGAUCGUCCCAAUGAGUUUGAGCCAGAAAGGUUUUUAGUGCGAAGGGAAGGUGAAGGUAUUGAAGGAUGGUCCGGUUUUGAUCCAUCUCGAAGCCCUGGAGCAUUGUAUCCGAACGAGAUUAUAGCAGAUUUUGCCUUCUUACCCUUUGGCGGAGGCCCAAGAAAGUGCAUUGGAGAUCAAUUUGCUCUCAUGGAAUCAACUGUGGCAUUAACUAUGUUGUUGCAGAAAUAUGAUGUGGAACUGAAAGGAUCUCCAGAAUCUGUCGAAUUAGUGACCGGGGCAACGAUUCAUACUAAGAAUGGAUUGUGGUGUAAAGUAAGGCCGCGAUCUGAUCUCGGCGAGCAGAACCCAGUAGCAGCUUGAAAUUUUGUCAUUACAGGUCUAACUGCUGAUAAUAAGAGAGGGAAGCAAUGUUUGAUUGAUGAUACAGAAUGUGUAGGAAUAUUGUAAAUUCAUUACUCCUGUCUUGUUCAAUCAAUCCUUUUUAUCUAUCAACGAAGUGGGCUUGGCGACCAUACGGGCUGCAAAAACUGGCCCAAUAUUUGAGUGUACGAGUUGGGCCUGCAU
Molecule: messenger RNA, 2163 nt
Organism: Tripterygium wilfordii
Lineage: Eukaryota; Viridiplantae; Streptophyta; Magnoliopsida; Celastrales; Celastraceae
Product: cytochrome P450 97B2, chloroplastic
Exons: 14
Coding region: 193-1959 (588 amino acids)
Cellular component (GO): chloroplast
Molecular function (GO): iron ion binding; oxidoreductase activity, acting on paired donors, with incorporation or reduction of molecular oxygen; heme binding
Source: RefSeq, a predicted model, not a curated record